AUGGAGAAUACUCUAAUUGAUCUAAGUGAAUAUUACAAUUCAGACUAUUCCAAAACAGAAUUUGAAUCUAGCAAUUCUGAGAUAGAGUCCAAAUCAAGUGAUUCUGAAGUAGUAGAUAUAUCUUCUCCAGUUAUAAGUAGAAUGAUACAAGAUAAUAGCAGAGCUAUAAAGAUAAUCAAAGCUAAAGUAGGAAUGCAGAAAAUUAAUUGUUAUCUCAAACCAGGAUUUCUCAGAAUCUCUAUAUAUACUGAUAAACUCCUCAAGAAAAUAGAUGGUAAAAUUAAUAGAAAGUUAACUCCUGAAGAAAAAGAUAGCAAAUUUAUCAGAGAAGAAGCCACAAUUCCACUUGGAUUGUUUUAUAGUCAAAAAUAUAAUGAUGAUGACCUCCAAAUGUAUAUACCUGAAAUUGUGACUGACACAGAAGAUAUCUGGAUAAGAACUAUAUUGCAUAUCAAAGAUCUUAAUGCCAAGAAAGGGGGAAGGGUUAUAGUAUCCAUCAAUAAAAAAGAUAUUCAUGAUUUAUACAAAUUACUUUCUGGGAAAUCGAAAGAUUCAGACACUUCCAAUUCAAAUACUUCUUUUAAUUCAAAUACUUUAAACAGUAAUUCAAGUAAUUCUUUCACAUCUAGUUCAGAAAUAGAAGUUACACAUACGCAUAAGACUAGAGCAAUAAAAAAAUGUCCUAUUCUCAAGCAUAAAGUAAAAGCCAAAAAAGUGACUAAAGCAGAGAACUCUAUCAUAUUAAAAAGACUUAUCUGUAAGUUAUCUUUUGAUAUCACUCGAAUUUCUGAAAUUAGGGAAAAGAAGAGACUCCAUAGACAAUCUGCACAAGAAGUAGAGGGUUCCAAAAAUUUUUUUGAUUUGUAUCUAAAAAUUUCAAAGGCAGAAGAACAAAACAAAAAUGCACAUCAUGACGUCAUAAAGAGCUAUUAUAAUUUUGAAGAGGAACUAGAGAAACGUCUCACUCAGUAUAGAGAAGCAAAUGAGAAGCAUGAGGCUCUAAAGAAGCUCUAUGAUGAAGUUAGAGAUCAGCUUCCUAAAGAGGUUACCAAAAAUGCUCUUCGAAAAAAAUAUAUUAAUUUUCCUCCCAUGACAACAACCUAUUUUGAUACGCCUUCCGAAGAAUGGAGCUUCAUCGGUUACUACAAACACCGUCGUAAUGAAAGCAACUUCACCUUUUCUUUCAGGAAGGAGUCGUUUUUACUCAAGAAAUAUCUUGAAUCCCACCAAGAAAAAAUACCAAGGGCCAAACAGUUGGCAGAAGCAUUUAAGAAUCAUCGACAGCAUAAUGAGGAAGUCAACAUUUUCUGGAACGAAAUCGAACAUACGUGUCUAGAGCAGGAAGGAACUUUGCGAACACUACGAUGUCAUGUCAAUAUAAGAAGUAAGACACAAGAUAUGAUGGAGAACAUGGCCGAGGAGACAGUAGAAGAAGCCGAGCUCAAGAAUGCAAGCAAGCGAUUACAUUCCGAGUUCUCGAGAUGUGAACAAAAUGAGAUCAGAACCUCCAAUAGAAUGUCCCCGAAUGAGAGCCGAUCCACAAUAAGAGAUUCAAAGAUAAUGUUGGAAGCUUUUGAUGAAAAUGUUGCGUCGGAUCUGAAAGAGAAAGCUCAACGAUCUACCACACCUUUUCUGCCGAAAAAACGUGCGCGCAACACACAGCAAGAGGCUGAAAAAGAUGUUACAGAUGAAGAUUUAGCGAAUUCAGUGAUUGAUGCCUCCAACACUUUCGGCAAAGUUGAAUUUCCGUCAUAUUAUAGUAAACUUAAAUCUAUCUGGAACAAUCAAGAUGCUACGAACUAUCAUGUUAUCGAUUUAGGGGAUAAAGAUACAUUAUAUCAGGUUCAUGACCUUUUAGAUGAGGAUGAGUUGAAAGCGUUGUUUAAAAGGUUAAUGUUGGAUGAUGAAGAUAUGCACAUAAAUGAAAAGGCACGUAAAUAUAUAGAGCUGUUUGAUCAGAUUAUGGAGGAAGAGAAUUUGGAAGAUAUUUGUGAUGACGAAGUUGUGGACGAAGUAGCUGGCAGUGAUCUUGUAGAUGAAAAUAAUGAAGAGACAAAAAAUAUGGAAGGAGAUAACGAAAAGUUUAACAAAUCAAUUGCUAAAAUGAAGGAAAUCGUGCACCAAUUAGAUGGCUUACCCGAAAAAUAUCACUACCUAUCCAAUACUUUUCCCAUGUCAGCACAAUAUUAUGAUCAAUCUAAAAUGUCUGAUAUGUUUAUUGUUAAGAGCGUAUCUAGUCACCUUGAUACUAUCAUAAAGAUGAAUGGUGCUAUGAAAAAUACCCCUGAACGUACAUGGACAGCUCACGUAUUAGCAUAUCUGUUUUUUGUUACAUUUUGUUUUAUCGACUCAUUACAUUAUUUUUCAUGUGAUCGAAGUAUUUCUACAAAAAUAGAUGUUCAAGAAAAUGGUUUUAAAGCUGAUGGUGUAUUGGAGUUUUUUGAGCGACCCAUGCAAAUUCCAUUGUUUUUGCUCGAGGUAUCGGAAGGUCCCAAUAAUCCGGACCCAGAUAAAAUUAAUGAAGAUAGGCAAAAGUUGAUGAAUGAGGGUGUUUUUGCCAUCAAUAAGUUUAUGACAAGAACGGGACUGCCAACGUGGGAAGUAUGUAGUACAUUGAAGGUUUUCUUGGCUCAAGGAUUUGCAUCUUCUACAAAAGAUAUUCCGCAACCUAUCGACUCACGGAGUGAGGGCACUAACGUGCCUGAAGAAAUGAUUAUUCCUGAUGAAAUAGAACAUAGCCCAGCGAAAUCUGAAUCUUUAACGGAACUUGAAGAAUCAGAGAUUCAAUGCUCUGCAUCACCCUCUGCAACCUCUUUACCACAAGAUGAUAUAUCCAAACAAAUUAAAGAGAUUGAUCGAGAUUCUGAUCUAUCAGAAGUCAAGAUACAGGUAAGUGUACCUGAUGACUCAUGGAGUAGAGAUGCUAUCGCAUCUAAAGAUUCCAACUAUAAAUACAAUUUUGAAGAUUCCUUUGAUAACAAUAAAGAUGAUUCACAGAGCGAGAAUGCUAAUGCAUCUAAAGAUAAUGAUAGGUUCUGUGGAUUUUUUGAUAAUGAUGAUAAAGAUUAUUAUUAUGAUUUAAAUACCAGUAAGACUUGUAUAAAAUCUGAAUAUCGUUAUUCAAUUCGUGCAUAUUAA
This is a messenger RNA of Ambispora leptoticha, 3138 nucleotides long. The record is from the annotation of a GenBank genome assembly. NCBI's taxonomy places the organism in Eukaryota, Fungi, Glomeromycota, Glomeromycetes, Archaeosporales, Ambisporaceae.